UACGAAGCGCGUUGAACCAGACAUCAGUGCUACUUGCAUGUGAGAGAGAGGGCAAGAGAAUAUGUCCGCGUGUUUUAACCAGAUCUACUGCUGUGUGUAUGUGUGCACCGUUUACAGCGUUUCUUGAUGAGCUAUUUCCCUGACUAGCACAAAACCGGACGUGGAUUGUAGCAAGUAUUCGGCAAAUUGGUAGACACGAUAGAUCUUACACAACGCUUUUUGAAUUAUAAAAAUCCAAUAGAUCCCACGUGCUGCUCCCCAACUUUAGCGUUGUCGUGGUUACCACAAUACCAUUCAUGUGUCAUCGCCCGACGACAAUUGUUACCGUGUUCCUUACAUUUAUACCUACGGAUUCUUGUUCCUCGAAUUGUCGUUGUAUUCUUCUUCGGGUACGGUACCAUUUUCUCACCUACGACAGUACCCCGCGGUGACGAUGCCCCGGAGGAGGCGCAUGCCAAGCACCAAUCCACAUUAUCCCCUUGGAAACACUACCGGAACCCUACGACUCUCGCCAGUGCAGAACAAGUUGUUGCAAGAUAGUGCUCAGGAUACGCAGGACUGCCAGGUAUCGUCCACCACAACAAGUUUAAUGCAAGAAAUUCAAAGUUUUCCGAUUGUCACAAACCAGCAACUUCAACAAAAUGACCCCGAACUGGAUGCUGACAAGAAAACCAUUGUGAACCACCCACUCUAUCCUCUUCUGGCGGCAUUACUGCAACAAUGCGAACUUGCCUCAGCCAGACCAGAUUCCCCUCCCCCACUGGACGCAUUCACCGAAGAGCUUCGUACCUACGUACAACGGCAGUUUGAAAUGGAAGAUGCCGAUCUAAUCAAAUCGAAGCUAAAAGACAAGGACUACUAUCCCAGCACCUUCACCGACCAGCAUCCAUACAACAAUACUAUCUCGAGCGGUGUCACUGGCGGUCGUCUCACGAGAGCCGGCAGUAGGUACAAACAGAAUGGAGCAGGCGAGUUGUUGGGAGGCAACAAAAAUAUGCGGCCGCAUUCUCGAGAAUGCCGAGGAGAUAAGACAAAGGAGUCCGCAGACAAGUCAAAUAGCCUGAUGGAUGUGGACUAUCCUCAUGACCCAAUGGGUCCAGGGCUGGAUUCGGGACCAUUUGAAGAGGAUCGGAAAUUGAAUGUGUUUGUAAACGACCGUGAACUGGAUGAGCUAAUCGUCAAGGCCAUUCAAGUUCUCCGAAUACAUCUACUGGAGUUGCACAAAGUGAAUGAACUUUGCAAGGAUUUCUGUUCGCGGUAUAUUCACAGUCUGAAAACCAAAUUUCAGUCUGAUCCAAUGAUUCAAGAUUCCCAACCUUCAUCACCCGGUGAUUCUGAGGUUCAAUCUCCAGGUCCUUCUGGAGCGUACAGCUCAAGAUACUUUCCCAGUGGUGUCCCUCCUUUUAUGUGCCAAUCGUCUGCUGAACUUGUCCCUCCGGAAUUUCGAAGACGUCCUUUGACCGGUCUGGAAGAAGAACAGUUCCGACUAGCAGCCGGUUCCACAGACUUGGGUGGUUGCCCCCGAUCAGGCUAUUCACAGCUGAAUGGACACGGGUCAUCGUACGGCGCAUCGGGGGAUAUCGGUGGCCUGUGUUACACGCCCAACUAUCAUCUGCUUGACUACGGGACCGGUCAGUUUGGUUCGAAAACCGGUGAGGAGCACAACGAUGCCUUUGGUCAACUCCAUCCAUUCCUAUCGCCGUACAGCGCAGCAGCAGCCGCGGUUAACAGUGCGGCAUUUCAUGCCAGACUGGAUAAUCUGUGCGUUGAUGGGAAACAAAAACGCGGUGUUCUGCCUAAACGGGCCACACAAAUUAUGAAACAGUGGCUAUUCCAACAUCUUGUGGAAACUACGCACAAGGCUGCUGAAAACUCUUCGACAGCCCACGACCGGUUUCGCCCUUCCACUUUGGGGUCAUCAGGUAGGCGCAGCCCCCAAGUUUCCGUCAACCUUAUGAUCUAUUUCGUGGUUUUUUUUACGUGA
This is a messenger RNA of Opisthorchis viverrini, 1984 nucleotides long. RefSeq lists its product as hypothetical. Bases 434 to 1984 code for a protein of 516 amino acids. The record is from RefSeq and is a predicted model, not a curated record. Lineage: Eukaryota; Metazoa; Platyhelminthes; Trematoda; Opisthorchiida; Opisthorchiidae. The transcript has 7 exons.